This is a messenger RNA of Myxocyprinus asiaticus (Chinese sucker), 4626 nucleotides long. Its product is annotated as pre-B-cell leukemia transcription factor 3-like. Gene Ontology annotation, molecular function: DNA-binding transcription factor activity, RNA polymerase II-specific; RNA polymerase II cis-regulatory region sequence-specific DNA binding. NCBI's taxonomy places the organism in Eukaryota, Metazoa, Chordata, Actinopteri, Cypriniformes, Catostomidae. Gene Ontology annotation, biological process: neuron development; eye development; embryonic organ development. The record is from RefSeq and is a predicted model, not a curated record. Bases 372 to 1769 code for a protein of 465 amino acids. Gene Ontology annotation, cellular component: nucleus. The transcript is spliced from 11 exons.
AAGGGUAUAUUAAAACCCAUAUUACAUUUAUUUUAUUAUUAUUAUUCCUUGUUUAUUAUGUCUUAAUGAAACUAAGGAUGAGAAACCAUUGGAUGGGGUUUUCUGAAGUUUUGCACAAGGUGCAACUGGACUAGAUGGAUCAAUAGCGCGUAACUAUUGAAGAAACACUGUGAGAGCGCAACACUAAAGAAUUCAGCAUAAAGAACAAUUAAAGCAUCAAAGUGGACUUGACAGUUUUGCAUUAACUUCAGAUCGUUUUGCGCACACUUACGCAUUUUAUUGCAUCUCCAUGUAGCGGAUAUAUUCCCGGACAGCAUCAACAUCUCUCCUGUGUGGAAUUUAAAGGAAUUAAAAGCCUUUCGUGACGGAGCAUGGACGAGCAGAGCCAUCUGAUGCACACCCUUGGCGGUGUGACCCUCACCGGAUACUCGGUGGCAUUACCGGUCUCUCACGGUCACGAGACAGAUGAAGACGCGAGAAAUAAACAGGACUUGGGGGACAUUCUGCAUCAAAUUAUGACCAUCACCGACCAAAGCCUGGACGAGGCUCAAGCAAAAAAGCAUGGGCUAAACUGUCACAGAAUGAAGCCGGCUUUAUUCAGCGUGCUCUGUGAAAUCAAAGAGAAAACAGGUCUCAGUAUCCGUGGCAGCCAGGACGAUGACCCCUCUGACCCCCAACUCAUGCGGCUGGAUAACAUGCUGCUGGCAGAGGGCGUGUCCGGACCAGAGAAAGAGGGCGGGGCAGCAGCAGUUGCCGCGGCAACAGCAGCAGUGGGUGUUGGAGCUGAUAACUCCAUCGAGCACUCGGACUACAGAGCCAAACUCACCCAGAUCAGACAGAUCUAUCACACAGAACUAGAGAAAUACGAGCAGGCAUGCAACGAGUUUACCACCCAUGUGAUGAACCUGUUGAGGGAGCAGUCUCGCACACGACCCAUCUCACCCAAAGAGAUCGAGCGCAUGGUGAACAUCAUCCAUCGCAAGUUCAGCUCCAUCCAGAUGCAGCUCAAGCAGAGCACCUGUGAAGCCGUCAUGAUCCUCAGGUCUCGCUUCCUUGACGCCAGGAGGAAACGGCGUAACUUUAGCAAGCAGGCGACGGAGAUUUUAAACGAGUACUUCUACUCUCACCUCAGUAACCCGUAUCCCAGCGAGGAGGCCAAAGAGGAGCUGGCCAAGAAGUGUGCCAUUACCAUAUCACAGGGGAAGGGAAGCACCAUCACUGUGUCACAGGUGUCUAACUGGUUUGGUAAUAAACGUAUUCGCUACAAGAAGAACAUCGGUAAAUUCCAGGAAGAGGCAAAUCUGUACGCCGCUAAGACAGCAGUAACGGCAGCUCAUGCUGUGGCCGCCGUGGUACAAAACAGCCAGAACAAUUCGCCUACCACAGCCAACUCUGGGUUUCAGAUGAAAGACGAACAUUUUCAAUUAGACGCAACAGAAGACAAAAGCAAUCUGUUAAACAACAUGUUCACUGGUUCCUCGGGUUCAUAUAGUUUGUCAUGUUCUGGAGAUAUGUUCAUGAGUUUGCCCAGUCUGAAUGGAAACUCAUACCAGCUGGCCCAGAUCCCCAGUACAGGACAGACACCGGGCGACUCCAUACGGCACACCAUUGGCCAGCCGUUGGGUUACAGCGAUGGUCUGCGAGGAAACCCACUUUACAGCCCUCAUAGCUUGAAUGGUAACAGUGGCUGGCAUGAUGCUAUUACUCCGUCUUCUGUGACGUCUCCUAUAGAAGGAGCAAACAGUGUUCACUCAGAUACCUCUAACUGAUCAGACCUGCUGUCUGAAGUCACUCAACUUCCAACAAAGACAUUCCAAAGGAAAACCAACAUCAGCCAAUGACAUCUGCAGCCAGAAUACAGAUAGAAGAGCAUGAUAUUGGAAUAUAGUCUCAAAACUGCUUCCGUUUCACCCACAGUCACGGAUUAGUCACAAAAAGGAAGCAUGCAUGAUUCUUCAGUACAUCACUGCAAAAAUAAACCGAUGUAACUGGAUUAGUGGUACAAACUUUAUAAUUAAAACUUCAAGCAGUAACAAAGCUUUAUGGGGAUACCUCGAUAAACAUGUUUAAUGUGAGGAAAUAUAGCAGUUUUGGUGAUUAUCUGUGUGAACAUCUUUGAAUAUGUUUAAAAUGUAUCAGAUCAUUUACAUUUACUUUGGAUAAGUUUCUUUUCAACUUACAUGCCACCAACAAUGAAAAAGUGUGGAGAAACUGAUUUUUCUUUUUUUUUUCUUUUUUUUUUUACUUUUAAUGAUUUAACCUGAGCAUUAAUGUUAUACUGUACAUCAUAAAUUACAUUGACAUCUUGGUUUUUACCAAGACUAGCAAAUUAAGACAUAAACACAAUUUAGCAAUAUACUGCUGCAGAAUUCAGUCAUAUUAGAAUUUUGAAAACAGUCAUCAGUACAGCUCAAGAGGGUUCCGAAGUAAAAAUACCAUACAAAAUCUCCAAAGAGUAGCCUUAAAGGCGCUGUAAGUGAUUUUAACCAUUCUAGAAUUUCCACAAGAUGAGCAGUUGGAUUAGCCACACCCCCUUUUUCCACAACCCUACACUCCAAAGAUACCAAAUGAGCUUUGAGAAUAGCACCCUCAACUGACAACUGUUUUGAACAACAUGGCAUAAAAUCGUAUCGUCGGAUGGGGGGGGGGGAUUGCGAGUGGGGUGGCCAAUGGGGUGGCCAGGCUUCGGUACAUGGUGGCCACGGGCCACCCCCUAGCUCCGCCCCUACAGGUGAGAUAUCUCAGGAUACUUAUUUCAUUAAUAUCUUUCAGGGAGUAGUAAAAACAUUUUUUGCAUACCUUUUCAUGAAAAAAAAAAAAAUCACUUACAGCACCUUGCAGCACCAAGUCAGUGUGAUCACUACACUACCCACAAUUGUGAAGCAAGAUCCACCGAUCAGUGAAUCCGCUGCUAAGCUGCCUUCUCUCCAAAGUCGGAUGUAGAAUAUUCCUUUGUAAUCUUACACUGCUGUUUAUAAAGCCAUUUGAUUGCCCAGUUCUUGGGAGAUGGCGUAUAAAGAAAUAAAAUGGCAAUGCAGGUUUUCGACUGUCAACAAAGUUGUCUCCUGGUGUAACCAGUCCUGCUCGACCCGCUCCGAGCGGGAUUUGAACUGGGGUGUCCGACAUGGGAGUGGGAUGCACUAAUGAGGAGGCUAAAGGCUACAGCCCCUAAUGUAAAUCGGUAGUGCACCUUUUGAGGCUAGGGGAGUGAGGUUUAUACACUGCACAGCUACCUACCAGCUGGCUACCAUUACACUGGCAACCAAACUGCGGAGGACAGCAGGUGUACGAUUAUCAACAGAGAAGAUAAUUUAUGAUAUUUACACAUCUGUCUCUGCAAACAUUUGCUAAACUAGUUUUGUUAUCAUUUAAUGUAGGAACUUUGACUUAUUGAUGCAUUUUAUUUGCUUAAAAGUUCAUGUUUAUAAUUAACUGUGCUCAUUUCCUUGGAUGCCACCACACGCACACAGACAAGUGACAUUCUGUUACACUCUUCCAAAUAGAACGUUUGAAAUUCAGACUCUCCGAGUUGAAUGGAACGCAGCAAGAGUCUUGCACCUUAUUGCGGUCUAAUUUUCAGAUUUUCAAAUGUUUUAAUGUUGUGAUUCAUAUUGUAGCUGGUUGGUUUGGUUCAUGGAUUAAAACUCUUGCAACUCUUAAAGGAAUAUUCCGGGCUCAAUACAAGUUAAGCUCAAUCGACAGUAUUUGAAGCAUAAUGUUGAGUACCACAAAAAUGUAUUUAGAUUUUCCCUCCUUUAAAAAAAAAAAAAAAAAAAAAAAAAAAAAAAAAAAGCAAAAAUCUGGGUUCCAGUGAGGCACUUACAAUGGAAGUGAAUGGGGCCAAUCCGUAAACGUUAAAAUACUCACUGUUUCAAAAGUAUAGCCACAAGAAUUAUUCAAUAUGCAUAUUAACAUAAUUUUAGUGUAAUAAAAUCACUUACUAACCUUUUAUGAAUUAAGUUAUUUCCAAUUUUACAACUUCAUUGCCAUGACGACACAACACUGCAAAGCCUGUAAUCCCGGUAAUUUGGUAGUCCACCGCAAAAAUUACGAUUUAAACAACUUUACAGCUCAAAUAAUACACAAGUUUUAACAGAAGAAUUAAUGUAAUUACUUUUAUCAAAUUAUAAGCUUCACAUUUCUACCUUUAAACCCUCCAAAAAAUUGGCCCCAUUGACUUCCAUUGUAAUUAUUAUUAUUUUAUUUUUUUAAAGGAAUUUUUUGGGUUUUUUUGGUAAUCAACAAUUGUUGUCGAUUAAGCCUAACUUCUACUGAACCCAGAACUUUCCUUGAAUUUUUUUUUUUUUUUUUUCACUUUUAAGCUCUAUUGUGCAUUUUUCUCUUAAUCAUUUAUCAGAUAAUUUUAUAAAACUAUCUCCUACUUAACAUUGAAACAGACAGAAUGCAAACAAAAACAAUCAUUUAGGGGUAAUCUGAUAAUGCCAUUCAAGUGACUGGACAUAAUUACUACUAGUAUAAUUACUAGUAUAAUUACUAAUAUAACUACUAGUACAUACUGUAUUUGUACAUAGUGAAAACAUUUUUGUUAUUCUUUUCUUACUAUAUAUUAGCUAUUUAAAAAAUGUAGAAUUUAAAUUCGUAAAUUCAUAAUUCAUGCUCUGAAUA